CUUUCUCUUGCUCACAAACACAGUAGUUUUACCAUUCAACAAAAGAAAGAAAUAUUUUUUGUGACUGAUUUUAUGGUCAAAGAAUAACAAACUUAGUUUAGUUGAAUAUACACAUAGAAAAUAGAUUGAAAAUACUGACGUGCCGAAUCAUUUUAUGACAGAAUUUUUAGAUAUUUAAACUGUGAACAAGUAUAAAAAUGGAUCCUCAUCACUUCAAUUUUCAUUUAAAUCAUUCACAAACUCUUAACCAUCCACCCCCACCAACUUCAAGUCCCCCACAAAGCGUUCCUGGAAGAAGAACACCUUUGGGAACUGUCGGUAUUGGUGGAUUUUUUGCUCAGCCACAUGCAGCUUCAUCUCAUCAAAUACAUACUGAUGAGAAUAAACCUAGUUCAUUAAUUCAUGGACCGGACCUCAAUGCUCCAUCAGGAAGUGGAAUAUCUAACACAAGUAAACAGAAAGCUCGUCAAGGAAAAUCUGUCAGAUUGAACAUUAAUGCUCGAGAACGUCGUCGAAUGCAUGAUUUAAAUGACGCACUAGACGACCUAAGAAGUGUAAUACCUUAUGCUCAUAGUCCAUCUGUUAGAAAACUAUCAAAAAUAGCAACACUUUUGUUAGCUAAAAAUUAUAUUCUCAUGCAAGCAAAUGCUCUUGAUGAAAUGAGAAGACUGGUUGCAUAUAUACAAAGUACUUCUGGGACACCACCACUAGAUUUGACAUCUUUUCCAGCAGCAGCAAAGCUCCAGCAAUUAUUAAACGUCCCACAAAGCCAAUUGGAACAAAUGGCUUCAUCAAGUAAUGCAAAUAAUAAUUAAAUGACUUGUAUUAACUUAAUUUAUUAUUUAAAAUCUUUCUAGUCUAUCUUUAUGAGUUAAUAAUUUAAAACACAUUUUUCAAUAAUUUAUUAUAUUUCUUAUAGAAAAUUAAUAUGAAUUUUAAUACUUAUAGAUUAUAAAGAAUAGAAGUAAACAGAGUUAAAAUAGAGAUAACAGAAUUAUACAGCUGAAGCGCCAAAUAAAUUUCAAUAAAUUAGUUUUCAAUGAACCUGU
Molecule: messenger RNA, 1049 nt
Organism: Chironomus riparius
Lineage: Eukaryota; Metazoa; Arthropoda; Insecta; Diptera; Chironomidae
Source: the annotation of a GenBank genome assembly